Messenger RNA from Acipenser ruthenus (sterlet), 2186 nucleotides. It is a transcript of the gene foxa1, whose product is annotated as forkhead box A1. The transcript is spliced from 2 exons. The record is from RefSeq and is a predicted model, not a curated record. The coding region runs from base 279 to 1601 and encodes 440 amino acids. Lineage: Eukaryota; Metazoa; Chordata; Actinopteri; Acipenseriformes; Acipenseridae. Gene Ontology annotation, molecular function: DNA-binding transcription factor activity, RNA polymerase II-specific; protein domain specific binding; RNA polymerase II cis-regulatory region sequence-specific DNA binding. Gene Ontology annotation, biological process: cell differentiation; regulation of transcription by RNA polymerase II; anatomical structure morphogenesis.
UGCGCAACAUGUCUCUGUCACUGCAGGUGUACCACCACAGCUGUAGGUGUUCUUUUACGGAGAUAAAGACACUGGUUGUGGACAAAUGAAAAAGAAGGUGGGCUGUUCCAUUGCUACGUAACCGAGCUCAACUCUACCUCACUUCAGAUUCAAUACUUCCUCACUCUUAAACCAAACCGACUGUCCAUGCACUGCUUCUAUUCAGAGCGGUCAACUGGAAAGGAUUCCGCCUUGAUUUGGUUAAAAUUUUGAAUGGUGCCAUUUUCUCUUCCUCGAUAAUGUUGGGUACAGUAAAAAUGGAAGGACAUGAAACACCGGACUGGAGUAGCUACUACAGUGAAGCACAAGAGGUAUAUCCAUCAGUACCAAAUAGCAGCAUGAAUUCAGGUCUUGGCUCCAUGAACACAAUGAACACCUACAUGAGUAUGAACAGCAUGCCCACCAGUGGCAACAUGACAGCCAGCUCCUUCAACAUGUCUUACGCCAACACUGGACUUGGGGCCGGACUGAGCCCCAAUACCAUGUCAGGGAUUCCUAGUGCCACCAGCGCUAUGAAUGGAAUGGCAACCGGAAUGUCAGCAAUGGGCACAGCACUUAGUCCAGCGAACAUGAACGCUAUGUCAGCACAGCAAGCUUCCAUGAACGCAUUAACCCCAUAUUCCAGCAUGAGCCCCGCUAUGAGCCCUAUGGCGUAUGGUCAGCCAAACAUGAACAGGACAAGGGAAACCAAGACCUUCAGAAGAAGUUAUCCUCAUGCCAAGCCUCCAUAUUCCUACAUAUCCUUAAUCACAAUGGCUAUCCAACAGUCUCCAAGCAAGAUGCUCACGCUAAGCGAAAUCUACCAGUGGAUCAUGGACCUUUUCCCCUAUUAUAGACAAAACCAGCAAAGGUGGCAGAACUCUAUUCGGCAUUCGCUUUCAUUCAAUGAUUGUUUUGUCAAAGUGGCCAGAUCACCAGAUAAACCCGGCAAAGGGUCCUAUUGGGCACUGCACCCGGACUCGGGGAACAUGUUUGAAAAUGGCUGUUACCUUCGCAGACAGAAACGGUUUAAGUGUGAUAGAAGGUUAUCCAAAUCAUCACAGGAUGGUAGAAAAGACCAGUCGAGCAGUUCUGGGUCGCCCCCUCGCGAAAGCAACAACAGCAAAUCCGGCCAAAUAGAAUCGAGUUCUAUCUGUAGUUCAAACCAGUCCUCCAGCCCUCAGACCACGGAUCACAACAGCGGGAGGACGGGUACUGAGCUAAACACGAGCGCGGCAGCGGUACAUACCGCUGUCAGCUCAGCUACGGCCCUGGCAUCAGUGCCCCUGCCCCCGCACUCCCUGUCUCACGAGUCCCAACUCCAUCUUAAAGGCGAUCCCCAUUAUUCUUUCAACCAUCCCUUUUCCAUUAAUAACCUAAUGUCAUCUUCAGAGCAGCAGCACAAGCUGGAUUUGAAAGCUUAUGAACAGGCUUUGCAAUAUUCAUCCUAUGGGUCUGGUAUCUCUGCCAGUCUGCCUCUUGGCAGUGCCUCCAUGGUCGGCAGAAGCAACAUGGACCCUUCGGCACUGGAUCCGUCUUACUAUCAAGGUGUGUAUUCCAGACCUGUUCUGAAUACUUCCUAGUCUCCCUCUGCUAGAAUACUGGACCGGAGUUGGAAAGAAAAAAUAAACUCUUAUUUUAUUUUUGCACGCAUUGAGUGCAAAGGGACUGUUACUUUAUUAUUGUAUAAAAUAUUUGUGUAUGUAUAAAAAAAAUGUAUACUGUAAAGUUUUGCCAUGAGAAUGAUUGUGUAAACCCGUCUAAAACAGUGCAGAUGUUCUGCAGGACGUAUUUAAACCUUUGCGCUUGUAAAUUACGUUGUGGUCCAUCCCCCCUCCCCUGUAUAAUGAUACAUAAAGAUCCAAAUUGUUUACAUAUGUGUUGCAAUUUUUGCAAAAAAAAAAAAGAUAAAAAAUCGUUCACCCGAAGGUCUCUCAGUUGAUUGUUAUAGGUUAACGCAUCUACUCACUUAAGCUUUCAAAGGUUCUUGCUUAUCGGAUGUUGUCAUGUUUAUAUUAUUUAGCACUGUUUUGCUUUGUGACAAUGUCUGUCAUUAACAUUUUUCAAACAAGGCUGUAUUAUAGUAGGUAAAUGUAUUAACUGGAUUUCAACGGCCACGGCAGAAUUGCAUAAUUUGAAAUAAAAUAUGGAUUUCUUUAUUAAACAAA